AUGAUCUGGAACCAACCAGUGGUUGCACCACAUUACGACUUUAAUAGCCUAAUAGAAGAUCAUCCUGAUCUUCAGAAAUUGAUCACCGUCGAUGGUCAUUAUUCUUUUUCCCACCAACCAACCGUGCGAACCCUUACCGCCGCAAUUCUAAAGAAAUAUCAUGGGAUCACCAGCGAAUUAUCCCCCCACCAUCUUUGUCCAAGGGUCCCCAAUAGAUACUUGUAUCUCCAAUGGCUAUCCCAAAUAUCAGAAAUCAUCCUACCUAAAGGGGAUUGGUCUAUGAUACUGGUGGUGGACAUUGGAACUGGAUCGAGUGCCAUUUAUCCAUUGUUAGGGGCGUCGAUGAAUAAGGGUUGGAAGUUCGUGGGGACAGAAUGUAAUGAGGGAUCGUAUAAAUUAGCCAUGGCUAAUAUCGGACGAAACCCAUGGGUUGAAGGGAAAAUCAAGGUGGUUAAAGUGGUGGAUCCACGGAAAAUCCUUGAUUUUACAAAAAUCUCCAUUGAUAAUAAUAAUAAUAAUAAUAAUAAAGAUCAAUUGGUAUUGGUGAUGUGCAACCCGCCAUUUUUCGAUACCGAAUUAAAGAAUUCGGUAGAAUUUGACACCAAGAUCGCUGCUACGAAGUUGGUGGCCACGGAUUCUGAGCUUUUUUAUCCUGGCGGUGAAAUACGGUUUAUCAAACAAAUGAUUGCCGAAAGCGUGGUGCAGCAGCAGCAUGUCAACCGCUGGUACACCAGUAUGGUUGGGCAAUUCACAUCUUUAAAACCCAUCAUUGAGGAAUUGAAAACCAAAGGAAUUAUAAACUUUGGGAUCUUUGAACUCAACCCCGGUCAUCAUCAUAAUAAUAAUAAUGGGAAAAACAUUGAUCAGGGGCUCGAUCGGUAUAUCGAUGAUGGGUCUUCGAAUACCCCAAUAAUAAGGUGGGUUGUAUUUUGGAGUUUCCAAGCAACACAUAUCCCCGAUUUCUUGGGUCAUCAAUAUAGUAACAAAUAUAAAGGUCUAAAUGGGUUGAUCACCACUUUCAAAAUCAAUUUGAAAACUCCACGAAUCAACAUUGUCCCGGUAAUUUUUGAUAAGCUUUUGAAACCCCUCAAUUGUAUCGAGAUUUCCACCUCGAAGAUGAUGAUGUUCAAAGGCACUAAUAAUCCGUCUGAUGAGUUCAAUGUGGUUGAAGUGGUGGUGGCUGGGGAUGUUUGGUCAAGGGCGUAUCGACGCAAAUUGAAACGGUUAACGGCAGUUACUACAAAAACCGAGAGUGAGAACCCGGGGGUGGCGGUGAAGAAACAAAGGGGUAGUGGGGUUUUGUUUCCUGACAAGGAUAAAUCGAUUUUCCAAGUGAUUUUUGACGAUGUUCAUAAUCAAAUAGUUGUGUUUUGGAAAUUUGGGUACAAUGAGAAAAUAUUUGAAAGUUUUUGUGGUUUGGUGAAUAGAGAGGUCAAUUCAACAUGA
Saccharomycopsis crataegensis is the source of this 1446-nucleotide messenger RNA. RefSeq lists its product as uncharacterized. Gene Ontology annotation, biological process: rRNA base methylation. Gene Ontology annotation, cellular component: nucleus. Gene Ontology annotation, molecular function: 23S rRNA (adenine(1618)-N(6))-methyltransferase activity. Bases 1 to 1446 code for a protein of 481 amino acids. Lineage: Eukaryota; Fungi; Ascomycota; Saccharomycetes; Ascoideales; Saccharomycopsidaceae. The record is from RefSeq and is a predicted model, not a curated record. The transcript has a single exon.